CGGGACUGGGCACUCAGUAUCAUUAUCAUGGCGUCAGUAGCUGCCCGGCUCGACUCGAAAACAGAACGGAUACGGAUACCCAUUCAUAGAGCAUUCACAUUCACAAUGCAGAGCCAGGCGAAUUUGAACUGGGGCAUUGCGGCGGCGGGCAGGAUAACGCAGGAUUUUGUCACCGCCCUGGGAACGGUGGAGAAAUCCCGCCAUGUGGUGGUGGCCGUGGCCGAUGUGGAUGGUCAGAGAGCUCAGGAAUUCGCCCAGAGAAAUCAGAUUCCCAAACAUUACGAUGGAUUCGAUGCCUUGGCCUUGGAUCGCGAGGUGGAUGUGGUUUAUGUGGGCACGCUGAAUCCCUUUCACUACGCUGUCGUCCAUCUGAUGUUGGCCAGGGGUAAAAAUGUCCUGUGUGAGACUCCAAUAUGCUUAAGUUUGGAGCAGGCCAAGGAGCUGUAUGCUUUGGCAGAACAGCGGGGUGUAUUUCUUAUGGAGGGCAUGUGGUCACGUUGUUUUCCCAGCUACGAUCGUUUGAGGGAGCUCCUGAAUAACGAUGCCAUUGGUGAGGUGACCCAGGUGAAGAUCCAGCACGGUUUCCGCUUGGCUCACAUGGAACGGGUGUUCAAUCGCUCGCUGGGUGGCUCCGUGCUCAUGGACCUCGGCAUCUACGCUUUGCAGCUGGGACAGUUCAUUUUCGGCGUUUCGCCCGUCAAAAUCUUGCCCAGCGGAACGCAACUCAACAAGGAUCGCGUGGACGUACAGGGUGAGUUUAUGCUGGACUAUGGAGAUGGGCGAAGAUUAGUGGCUUUGGUGACGGGGCUGGAGAAUCUAGAAAACGAUGCCGUCAUCACGGGCACCAAAGGCGAGAUUAAGCUGUCCAACUACUGGUGCUGCACCCACUUGAGCCGAUCCAAUGGUCCGCCUGAAUCCUGGCCUUUGCCACAGGCCAAGUUUGAUUUCCAUUACACAAACACCUGCGGACUGCGGUACGAAGCGGAGGAAGUGCGUCGCUGCAUAGAGAAACGUCUGCUGGAGAGCCCGAAAUUCACGCAUGCCGAGAGUCUGGAACUAGUGGCCAUUACCGAUGAGCUGCGACGACAGAUCGGGGUCACCUUUGAUAUGUGA
Molecule: messenger RNA, 1113 nt
Organism: Drosophila takahashii
Lineage: Eukaryota; Metazoa; Arthropoda; Insecta; Diptera; Drosophilidae
Product: trans-1,2-dihydrobenzene-1,2-diol dehydrogenase
Molecular function (GO): nucleotide binding
Source: RefSeq, a predicted model, not a curated record